UUCAAUGAUACCGAUUGACGAUGCAUUUGGUAACAAGACAAACACAGCUUCUUUUCUAAACACGUGGCUCCCGAUGCUUCCAGCGGCUGCUGAAACGAUGAUGUCAUCACUGAUUGUUCAGCAGAAAGCAAAGAAUCCUUCUCCCGUGGGUAACUUUCUUCAAGUGCAACGUCAAAUAUGCGAACCGUGGAACGAAACGUAUAUGGAGCGUCAUGAUUUGGAGAGGUACAUGUUCACGCACGCAAUUUGCAGCACGAACUUCACGGCCAUUAUUCAAGAACUAAUGACAGAUUCAAACACUGUGAAAGACCUCGAAACAUCUCAAGAAGCGAAACAUUUUGCCGGGGAAAUGUACAAUUUGGUCAAGAGACUCACAACUACAAAGGGGUCACUAGUAAAUUCCACGGAUCAGCGACAUUCCAUAAGCGACGACGUCUCGUUCCUCUCUCCGUGGGAAACAUUUAACAUCAACAGAGCUCUACUGGACGCACGGACGUCCGACAGUGUCGCCGUUGAGAGAGGAAUUGUCGCCCUCAUUCAGAUGAGAAAACUGUUGAGCUUCUUGGACGACAAAACUGCAUGGGAAACGUUAUCUAAGUUCACAAAGUUGUUGCUAGCAAGAGGACAGCUCAGCGCUGCGCAACUGUACGAGGAAAUUAGGAAGUUCUAUCAUUACGCUAUGCUUGCCUCGGAAUCACGAACAGAAGAUUCUGACUUGCUAGUGAGCAUUUUCACUAUGGACAAGUGGAAUGACUACAAAGAAACCAUGCGAGCCAUAAAUGCUAGCCAGGUGCGAGAUCGCGUAAGUGUGGACACUGAAUGGAUCCAACAGAUGCCAGAAGCGAAACUUGCUUUUUCGCUCGAGGAAAUGGACAGGCUUGCUGAAGAGAUGGCCGCGGGUUAUCAGGGCGACGGCAACGACACGGUGAGACUCCUGAAUGACGAGCAAGUCAGCACGACAGUUACCAGCUUCCUAGACGGUUAUGCGAGCAGGCCCAUGCACAGUGCGAUGCGUCUAUUUCUAAGCAUGAUGUGGAUGGUGCACCACAACGCAGUCAACGCGCCUCUGUGGAAUUCUGCGGUCCCCGUACUGCUAGACCUCGCUGCGAGUCUCAACUCCUACUUCGAGCAAUUGCCCUCAGAAAAUGCUUACGUUGCACAAAGAAGAACGGCUUCAUGUCCAAGAUGCUUCGGCUCCGACAUCCUUGACGAAAAACAAGAGCUCUUAAGGCGACUGGUUUCGCAGAAGUCGUUCAACAGUCCAGCAGAACUCGUUCGCUUUUUCUCCCUCAUUCUUAACGUUACAGAUGACUACUUUUGCGAACAGAACCAAAGUGCCCCCUAUGCUGCCAUUUUAGAUAUUGUGUCCGAUCGUCUUCAAGAUUUUCCAGAGCCGGAAGAGCUGAUAUGUGCCCUUCCAAAUAAAACCGCCACGAACGCCUACAAAUGGCUUUCUCACAGACUUGGUCUCCGAAAUUUCAUCUCAAAGCUUCGAAUGGCCAUCAAGUACCCCAAUACACCUCAUCAGCAAAAAUGCAAGACCAUUGCCGGUGUUCUUGCAGCUGGUGGGAACAUCAUGGAUAAGUAUGUCAGUGAGCUCACAGAGGACUAUUAUUACCAAAAGCUCGAACCUUGCAUUGAUGAGUACCAUAAUGGAACGCUCAAAGACAGCGUCGAAAGGUACGUAACUCUCACCAGACAUCUGUUCGAUCUUGCCAAGGAGCUUCUUCUGAAGAGAAGCAGUCAAGAUGAGUCUCUGCUUCAGUUCCUCGUAAACAAGGUCGCCGGCGAACUACCUGUUUAUACAACGUUACCAGAAAUCGUUAGUAUCAAGAUGCUGAACGAAACAUUGCCUGGAGGAGCGAGCUCAUGGGAGGACGUGAUCGAAAGUGCUGUCAUAAAUCUGAAUUGGUUGGUUCGUCAUAACUUCUCGCAAGAAUCGUUUCAAGAGGCAUUUUGUAGCAGCGCAGAAAGGCGUUUGCUCGCGUACAAGUCCCAGGAGGGACAAGAUCUGUGCGACACUGAUUUUGUGGAAGCAAUUGCUCGAUCUGUGUUCAACGCAUCUGGUAUUGCGAAACAGGUUAUGGAAGCACAGAACAAGGCAUUCUAUGCAGCGAAGUGGCUGGACAAAAUCCUGAAGGGUGCGACCACGCUGUGGGAUGCCAUGUCCAAGCUUCUGCGGUCGACCAAAGCUCUUUCACUUGACACUUCGGGCGACAACGUGGCCGACACACUGUCCUCUGUUAUAACGUUACUCGACGACAGCGUCCUCAAGGAGCUUAUAAGCAGCUUGGACAAAGUGCAGGAGAUAAUAGAAGCGAUUUUUCCUGGAGGCUCUAUUGAGGAAUACGUCAACCUGAUUACUCAAGGGCUCAGAGGCGUCGAAAAACUAGGCGAGAGUGGCCUGUUCCACCUAACAUACACCGUCCAGGACACAUUUUCUGAUAAGGAGAGGGCCAAGAAAAUAAUAAAAAGGGAGCUGAACUUGCCCCAAGACCAGCUUGACAAAGUGCUGAAGCAACCUCUGGACAUCGAUACGCUCGCCAGGAAUGACGGCAUUAACAACGUCGUGGCAACUGCCAUCUGCAACGCCGUCGAAAGCCAACCAAGUGUUUCCGGUCCUCGCAACAAGGAUUUCAUGGCACUUUGCACUCCCGCCUUGUCUUCAGAAAUUGACUAUCGGCCAUUUCCCGACCUCACAAUGUCGAAGGUCAUCAAAAAUUUUGCAGACGCUGUAUUUGAUGGCGUACUGCGGGCAUCGAACCUCAGUAAGGAAGUGGUGAUGUCCGCCUUGAAAGCACUUAGUACGGCACCGCAAGUCGUUCCAGUGAUAAGGGAAAAGUUGUCACUUCUUUCUGAAGCUCUGGAUCCAAAGACCGCAAAAGCACUGUCCGACCUCAACAUCACUCAAGAUGGCAUCAGCGUGUUGACAAGUCCAGCUGCGCUGAGCCUCGUGGGCCAGCUGCUUUGUGGUUCACCCCUCAAAGCACUUGAAGACCAAUUUUAUCUCCUAGAACCUUCGUCUCGUGAGCCAACACUUGACGUGCAGGAAAUAGAAGAACUGCCUAGCAAGUUUUGUCGUCGUGGCUAUGAACAAGUGAUGAGGAUGUCCGGCGGCCCCAUCAUCUGGGGAUUCCUCAAGCCCAUUCUGCGAGGCCAGAUACUGUAUGCGCCGAGAUCGCCAGCUGCUUUCCAAAUCAUGCAAGAGGUGAACAAGACGUUCGAGUCCAUGUCUUUUAUCAUCGACGCUCUUCAUGUGUGGAGCGAGGGAACAAUUGGGCUGAAAUUUCUGACAAAAGAAAAUGGACCAGUGACAAAAUUAAAGGAGCUGAUUGCAUCGAAGAGUCUACAGCCCCUUGCCAAGGACAUGCUUGGCGAUGAUGUGUAUGCUUUUCUCACGGACCUCAACGUUAAGGAACUGCGUCAUGAAUUCGGCGACCUUGGAGGAUUGCUUGACCUUGUGCAGCUUGUAGGAAGUAUCUCUCAGUGUUUUGAGCUUGACAGGUUCAAGCAGCAUAACACUGAAGAAGAACUGGUGAAGGCUGCCAUGCAUCUUGGUGCCCGAAGAGAGUUUAUACUAGCCGUUGUCUUCCUCAACCUGGAUACAAAUAUGGGCCUACGUCUGGAGAAUGGAUCCAUGGUGAAAUCGUUGCUGCCUCCAGAUGUUCAAUACAAGAUAAGAAUGGACAUCGACAACGUGCCUCUAACAAAAACUGUUAAAUCCAGGUUCUGGCAACCAGGUGCAAAUGAUGACUUUUUGGAUGAUAUGCGAUACCUACGAGGCUUUGCACACUUUCAGGAGCUCAUAGACAAGGCGAUCACCAAGAUGCACGUGGGAAAGUCAUUUGACUACCCUCCAAGCUACCUGCAGCAGUUCCCUUAUCCCUGCUACAUAAAGGAUUCAGUGGGAUAUUACAUCAAGGCAAUGUUACCACUGGUAUUCACAUUAGCCUGGAUUUUCCUGGUGGCCUUCUUUGUACGAGAAAGGGUUCUGCCAAAAGAAUUGCACUUAGAAGAAAUUAUGCAGGUUAUGGGCCUGAAAUCAUGGAUUGACUGGAGUGCAUGGUUCCUGAUCAGCAUAUCUAUUUCCAUUGGCAUUGUCGCAUGCACAACUGUCAUCUUGUGCUAUGGAGGCAUUUUACCAUACAGCAAUCCUCUCCUCCUCUUCAUUUUCUACGGAACCUUUGCACUCUCAGUGCUCAUGUUUUGCUACAUGAUCAGCAUAUUCUUCCAGUCAGCUACUGUGGCUUCACUGACUGGAAUAGUGGGAUACUUGAUCAGCUUCCUGCCCUUUGUGAUAGCUGUAUCUAUGGAAGCAACCUUUUCACUAAAACAAAAGCUCCUUCUAUGUUUGUCCAUGUCGACAUCAUUUAGCUAUGGCUGCCUCUACAUCAGUAGAUUUGAAGAACAAGGCUUAGGUGUGCAAUGGGAAUACCUGUGGCAAAGCCCAAUUCCAGGAGACACCAUGAACAUGGGAUACUGUAUUAUCAUGAUGACAAUCGACAGCUUGGUGUACUUCAUCAUAGCACUUAUAAUGUCGAAUGUAUUUUUAGGUGAAAAGGCAUCAUUCUCUAGAAGAAAACUACUGGCCUUUUUCUCAACCAAGAACAGUGGUUCAACAUCACAAUACUACUUACAAAAUGGUGUAAACGGCAGCACCAAACCACAUUUUCUCAAAGCUCCCUGCAUUCUGAAUGACAAAGUGCCAAUGGCAUCAACUGGCAUAUCUAUACAGGACUUGUGUAUUGCCUACAACAGUGGGAAGGCUGCAGAGCGAAUAGCUGUGUCCCAUUUGUCCCUUAAUUUUGAUGAAGGCCACAUCAACACACUUCUCGGCCAGAACGGUGCAGGAAAGACCAGCACAAUAAAAGUACUGACUGGACAACACUCUGCAACCUCUGGUGAAGUGUACGUGUACGGGAGCAACGUCAACAAUGCGGCAAAGGAAAUCAGGAAGUACUUGGGCUAUUGUCCUCAGUACAACACACUAUAUGGAAAGCUUACUGUCAAAGAACAUCUUAUUUUCUUUGGCAAUCUUAAAGAACUGCUGUCACCUGAGGAAGUGGAAGAAGAUGUUGAAAGGUUGAUACGACAAAUGGGUCUGAAGCACAUGGAAAAUGAGCAGGCAUGCCAUCUCUCUGGAGGCCUCCAGCGAAGGCUGUGUGUUGCCUUCUCCUUUGUAGGGGGCUCAAAACUUGUCAUUUUGGAUGAGCCCACAAGUAGUGUGGAUCCAAUGGCACGCCGAAACAUAUGGGACCUCAUAUUAAAGCACAAACACGACCGCACGAUCCUGCUCACAACUCACCACAUGGAUGAAGCCGACGUGCUCAGUGACAAAGUUGCAAUUAUUCACAAGGGAAAACUGCUGUGUGAAGGCUCUCCACUUGUACUAAAGAGCAAGUUUGGCUUCGGCUACAAGCUAUCAUUGACAAGAACCUGCUCGGAGCCUAACAAGGACAGUGACUCUGGACACUCAUCGAAUGUGUCAAGAACAAGUGUUGAUGAUGAUUCUUCUGACAUUGAGGGCAUCCUUCAUGUUAUCAGAGGCAUUGUUCCACCAGCUAAAGUCAUAGAAAACAAUGGUGGAGAGGUGGUGAUCAGCCUCCCUCAACGAGAUCCGGAAAAGAACAACCUCUACUCCUUCUCCCACCUCCUUUCACUACUUGACGAACGCAUGCUUGAGUUUGGAUUUGGAAACUAUGGUCUCUCAAGCACAACACUUGAAGAAGUGUUUCUUUCGUUAUGUGCCAUAUGCGAUGCAGGCAAACCAGUGCAGCCAGGCCUUGCACUGCCUACUACAGUGAAAUAUGGAAUUACUGGCAGACGUGACAAGCUUCAUCACAUAGAUGUCACACUAGAAUGCCCCGACUUCAUGCAUACUUUAGGAACUGCGCACCCUCUGUCGGGACGCAAACUAAAAGCAAGCCAAUUCAAAGCACUUAUCCUGAAACGUUUCUACCACACCGUGAACAACUGGAAGGCAAUAUUCUUUAGCAUUGUGCUUCCAUGCACAUUCAUUGCCAUUGCCAUGGGCUUCACUAUGAUUGCACCAGGAACUGUACCUGAGCCAUCACUGAGGCUAACAACGCAGCUAUACGGGCCCGGAGCAGUUGGUUUCAUAAGUGAGAUCCCACCGACCGAUGCGUCAAGAAGGAUGCUAUCUUUUCCUGGAGUAGGUCCAUCCUGUCUAGAAAGAAAUGCACCACAGUCGCAGUGCAUGAGCAUUACUGGAAUGACAAGUGAUGCCACGGAUAUACCGAAAGGAACACUCCAUUACACCUGUGACACUUCAGAAAUUCAAGAAGAAUGGGAAGAUGUGCCAAGUAUUAUGACAGAGACCACUGAUGUUGUGUACAAUGUCACGGGAUUGAACAUACCAAAUUAUCUCCUAACAUCAUUCCCAGCAUUCAUAGAAAGAAGGUAUGGAGGCUGGACCUUUGAAAAGAAGCAGGUAAAAGUAUGGUAUGACAACACGGGCUUUCAUUCGAUGCCUGCAUAUCAAAAUGCACUCAGCAACGCUAUUCUCAGGUCUGCCAUCAGCAAUUCCACAUCUCCUCUAAAUGCAUCCAGAGUGGGGAUCACGGUGUACAACCACCCUCUUCAUUUGUCUUCCGAACAGCUUGGGAAACAGACAAUACUUGGCCACGUCGCUGAAGUGGGCAUUGCUAUGGUUGUGCUCAUGGGCUUGGCGUUCAUUCCAUCACGAGUCAUUGUGUACGUCGUGAAUGAACGCAUACGCGAUGAGAAACAAGUUCAAAGCAUCUCUGGAGUGGGAACGCUGCUGUACUGGACAACUACGUUCAUUUGGGACAUGGGAAUUGUUCUUGCGACAGUUGCCCUCUCUGCUCUCAUCAUCAUUGCUUUCGGGCUCCCUGUCUAUGUCAGCAAGCUCAACUUCCCGGCCGUGCUGCUGCUCAUGGUUCUAUUUGGGUGGGGAACCACUCCUCUCAUGUACUGCUUGUCACGGUUGUUCAAGGAAGCAAGCAUCUCUUUUGUGGUGCUGUACUGCGUCAACUUGUUCAUCGGCCUCAACAUAGCAAUCAUCAUGCUGGUCUUGAACAUGAUCCAGAUAAACUCUGGUAAUCGUCAACUGAUGACUGGACUGCAGAAUGCUGCACUUGUUUUCCCACAGUAUGCCCUGAUAGGUGGCUUUGUCAGCCUGGCUAAGAAUCACAUUCAGGCUGACAUAUAUGCUCGCUUCGGCCAGGACACCUAUGAAAACCCUUUCAGUAAUGAAGUCCUCAAUUACAACUUUUAUGCCAUGUUCUUGGUUGGAAUAGUCUUUUUUUGCAUCAACCUCUUCCUUGAGUGUCACUUGAAAGCAUCAAAGCGUCCCAGGACUCUAAAGCAGGUCAGGGUGCCUGAGGACACUGAUGUUACAGCGGAAAGAAUGCGUGCAAACAGUGACACUGGCAAGAAUGAUGUGUUGAGAGUGCUGGAUGUUGUAAAGGUUUACCAAGGACGACACAAGGCAGUGGACAAUGUCUCCUUUGGCAUUCCAAAAGGCGAGUGCUUUGGACUUCUUGGUGUAAAUGGAGCUGGAAAGACAACCUUGUUCCGCAUUCUUACUGGACAGCUUCAGCCUACACAUGGCACCACCCUUGUUCAAGACACAAGAUUGGCCAAAGUGUUUGCAAAGGGGACACAAUUAGUGGGCUACUGUCCCCAGGCCGAUGCACUUGAUGACUUACUGUCCCCGAAGGAGCAUCUUAGGAUUUACUGCAUGAUGCGUGGGAUACCAAAGAGUGAGAUCCAGGAGGUUGUUGAGGAAGCCCUCUCGAGGUUCCAGCUUUCUGCCCAUGCUGAUUACAAAGUGGGAACACUCAGCCGUGGCACUCGACGAAAAGUCUGUACAGCCAUCUCUAUGCUUGGAAACCCACAAAUUGUGCUCCUGGAUGAGCCAACAAGUGGAAUGGAUCCUGUUACUCGUAGACUGGUCUGGUCCAAUGUUUCUGAAGCCAUUCGGGAAAAGCGCUCUGUCUUGCUAACAUCACACAGCAUGGCCGAAUGUGACCUACUUUGCUCAAGGCUCGCAAUCAUGGUGAAUGGACAGCUAUGCUGUAUAGGAAGCCCACAGUACCUCAAACAUAAGUUUGGAGCUGGAUUUACUGUCACAAUACGCAUGGCUGAAAAUGUCCAGGACUGGAAGCAAACAAUUAAAUAUCUAAUCACUCACUUCCCCACAGCAUCACUAAAGGCACAGCACUUCAACGUAGUGGAGUUUAGCUUGCCUUCAAAGCAAACAUCACUUUCCUCUGUGUUUAAAUUCCUAGAGAAAAACAGCAGCGAGCUGAGCAUCUUGGACUUUUCGGUGUCUCAAACGACGCUAGACCAGGUCUUCGUGAACUUUGCACGACAACAGUGUGAUGAAUCAGCACAAGUCGAGCAGGAACAGCCAGCUGACACAUCCACCAUUAUAGAAAAAAAUGGAUUUAUCAGCGACGAAGUGCCUGCAGUCACUCUUCACAGAUCCAAUCAGCUGCCCACAGCAGAAAAGCAUAAUUUGAAUAAUGAAGCAACAAAGUUUUGACCGGCGCACACAACAGUGGCAGGUCCCUUGAAUUGCCCGUAGGUCCAAGUAUGAUAACGCUGCCCUUUUCCCAAACUGGAGGAGCGAGCAGCACAUAGGGCAUUCUACAUCAGAUACGCAAGAAUGAAAGGUCUCAUUUUUCUCUUCAUCAUCUGGAAGCGUUUGGUCCAUGACAACCUCUCGCUGCCGAAACUAUACAUUCUCUGCGUCCCAACACAUCAAACACCAUGGAAGCGUGCAGUAUGUUUGACGUUUGAAGUGUGUUGCACCAGCUGCAUCGAGUGCUGCUGAAAACAGUGAACUGUAAAUAAAGUGUGUGUGAAGAAUGA
This is a messenger RNA of Dermacentor andersoni, 8859 nucleotides long. RefSeq names its product phospholipid-transporting ATPase ABCA1-like. Gene Ontology annotation, cellular component: intracellular membrane-bounded organelle; membrane. The record is from RefSeq and is a predicted model, not a curated record. Gene Ontology annotation, biological process: transmembrane transport; lipid transport. NCBI's taxonomy places the organism in Eukaryota, Metazoa, Arthropoda, Arachnida, Ixodida, Ixodidae. Gene Ontology annotation, molecular function: ABC-type transporter activity; ATP hydrolysis activity; ATP binding.